AUGGCAAGUGCGCAGGCCAAGCAAAGCCAGAGGAAGCUACGCUCUCUGUGGGCACAACCGGCAAUAUGGUGCAUCGCCGUUCUUGUGUCCUUGGCGGUGAACCUGGUCUCUGUUACUUACAUCGCCCCUCUAUUUGAGGAUCUCGGUGACGAAAGAAACAGAUACAAGGUGAACAUUGUGCACGAAAAAGAGAAGAAGACCGUUGAGAAGAACUACACGGCUGUGCAGGACACCAACAUUAGUGCUACUAGCGGGUCUCGGCCCAUUAAGGACUCCAUCAUCAAUCUCGACCAUGGCGACCCAACAAUAUUCGAGGAGUUUUGGGCGAGGAAGGGAGAGGAGGCAGCAGUCGUGAUCCCUGGAUGGCAAGCGCUGAGCUAUUUCUCGGAUGCUGGCAACGUGUGUUGGUUUCUUGAGCGUGAUUUUGGCCAGGAGGUUCGUCGACUGCACAAAUUGGUCGGCAAUGCUGUGACUGAGGACAGAUACAUUGUUGUCGGCACAGGCUCAACACAAUUGUAUCAGGCUGCAGUUUUUGCGCUCUCGCCUCCUGAUGCCUCGGAGCCCAUGAGUGUUGUCUCUGCAGCGCCAUAUUACUCGGCAUAUCAUACGAAGACGGCCUACCUCCGUUCGGGGCUAUUUCGAUGGGCGGGCGAUGCCCGUGCUUUCAAAGGAGAUUCCUACAUUGAGGUUGUUUGUUAUCCAAACAACCCCGAUGGGUUCAUGAACAAGGCUGUUCUCAGCUCGGAUACUGGAAAGACGAUCCACGAUUUAGCUUACUACUGGCCUCAGUACACGGCCAUCACUGAGCCUGCAGAUCACGAUAUCAUGCUCUUCACUAUCUCAAAGAGCACUGGCCACGCUGGUACCAGGCUCGGGUGGGCUGUAGUAAAGGACCAAAAUGUUGCGAAAAAGAUGACCAAGUUCAUAGAGUUGAACACGAUUGGGGUAUCAAAAGACUCGCAACUCCGAGCUGCUAAAAUCCUGAAAGUGAUUUCGGAUGGCUAUGAGCUCCCCAACACUGAGUCGCCGAUGAUUAGACUGUUUGAUUAUGGGCGAGAUUGCCUAGGUAAAAGAUGGAAGAGACUGAGAGAAGCUGUGAAAGCUACCGGACUCUUUAGCCUGCCUGAGUAUCCAACAGAGACCUGCAAAUUCACUGGGGAGAAUUUUGCUCCGUAUCCUGGUUUUGCUUGGAUGAAAUGUGAGAAAGAAGAGAUCGAAGACUGCGAGAGCUUCCUGAAGGGUUUAAAGAUUCUGACUCGAGGCGGGAAGCAUUUUGGAGUGGGCAUGAAGUAUGUGAGAGUUAGCAUGUUGGAUCGCGAAGAGACGUUUAAUUUGUUUAUCGAACGACUAGAAUCUCUUGCAUGAUGCAUUUGAACCACUUCAAGUUGUUCCAUAUUAAUUCGUCGAAUUGAGCAGUUUGUACAUCUCUUGUAGAUAAUUAAGCUGAGUAAAAUCUGCAAAAUCUGCAGCUAUGUUAGG
Molecule: messenger RNA, 1479 nt
Organism: Asparagus officinalis (garden asparagus)
Lineage: Eukaryota; Viridiplantae; Streptophyta; Magnoliopsida; Asparagales; Asparagaceae
Product: tryptophan aminotransferase-related protein 2-like
Exons: 5
Coding region: 1-1365 (454 amino acids)
Biological process (GO): amino acid metabolic process
Molecular function (GO): carbon-sulfur lyase activity; transaminase activity
Source: RefSeq, a predicted model, not a curated record